AUGUGGAACAACUCACCUCAAUUCCCUCCGCAACAGGGCCCUUCACCUUACAACUACCGGUAUUCUACCAUGAGCGAUCAGAUGUCUGUAUCGAGCGUCAACACCGGUGUUAUGAGCCAUCAUGCUCAAAACACCAACGGCAAUAGCUACCACUCCCAGUUCAACAACAACCGCAACGACUACAAUUCCCCGCCUCAGGCCCACCCCAACCACGGCGGCUAUAUCUCUUCUCAGAGUCAAAAUCCCCAUACCAACUCCUAUCGACAAUCUUUCUCUCCCAAUCCACAACCUCACCCACAAACACCCUCGUCCCCCCACCCCCAAUCCCUGACCGGUAUCCUUCUCAACUCCUCUCCCCAAUCCUUUACCCAAGCCACUCAACACCCCUUCCUCCGCCACGCUGGCCUCGGAACACUCCCCAAACCCGCUCUUUCCCGCUGGCUCUCCCAAGAUCGCCUCUACGCCCAAUCCUAUAUCGGCUUCAUCGGGGCCCUGAUCUCCCGCGUCGAUUUGCCCUAUGUCAUGAUCCACGACCACUCGACGUCCCUCCGCUGGCGCAUCGUCAGCAUGCUCUCUUCCGCCCUGAGCAACAUCCACCGGGAGCUCGAAUUCUUCACGAACACGGCCCACAAGUACUCUCUCGCCCUCGACGCCCCAAGUCGGGCAGAUGGCGUUUUCACAGCCGAACCGGCCACGAAGCAGUACAUUGACCUGUUCCGCGCGUUCGGUACAGAUCCGAGCAUGAGCUUGCUCGAGGGUCUCGUCGUCCUCUGGGCCACUGAGACUGUGUACCUGAGCGCAUGGAGCUAUGCGAGUUCAUUCAUCAAUGCCCCUGAGGCGCAACAGUCGAGAAGUUUGAGUCCCAGGUCCGAGUCGGGCGUGAGUCAGAUACAAUCGCCGCCACAAUUACAACACCAUCCCCGAGCCCAGUCUGGAUCUGGUAGUCCGGGAAAUGGGAACGGAAGUGGGAACGGCACUCCACCACCGACAACGAACCCGCAUUCCGUGGAUCUGGACGGCGGUGCCCUUCGCAACGCGUUCAUUCCAAACUGGACGAGUUCCGAAUUUGAAGCCUUUGUCGCAGAAAUUGCCGAAUUGACCGAUCUCCUGGCCGAGCGCGAGGAUGCGGUCGCGAGGAAGCUUGACGUGUACAAGGCAGUCUGGAGACAUAUUUUGGAUAUUGAAAGGAGGUUUUGGCCUGCUGUUGAAGGAGGGUAA
Messenger RNA from Rhinocladiella mackenziei CBS 650.93, 1218 nucleotides. RefSeq lists its product as uncharacterized. NCBI's taxonomy places the organism in Eukaryota, Fungi, Ascomycota, Eurotiomycetes, Chaetothyriales, Herpotrichiellaceae. The record is from RefSeq and is a predicted model, not a curated record. The transcript has a single exon. Bases 1 to 1218 code for a protein of 405 amino acids.